Micropterus salmoides (largemouth bass) is the source of this 451-nucleotide messenger RNA. RefSeq names its product vegetative cell wall protein gp1-like. The record is from RefSeq and is a predicted model, not a curated record. The transcript is spliced from 3 exons. NCBI's taxonomy places the organism in Eukaryota, Metazoa, Chordata, Actinopteri, Centrarchiformes, Centrarchidae. Bases 58 to 366 code for a protein of 102 amino acids.
GGGCUUUUUAACCCUCACAUGUGGCACAGGUAGCAUUUCCUCUUGGUGACUGAAGCAAUGGGAGCUGUUCAGGUCUUGGUUAUUUGCGUGCUGACUGUUUUUCUUGCUAAAGGCUCUUGUUUGCCAGUUGGUGGCCCAAAUGAAAGACAUGAUGGGCUGCAGAGGAGAGUAAGAGCCAGGGCCGCUGUGGAGCCGGCGACGACCACGCCAGGCGGGCCCACUGUGGCGCCGACCACGCCGGGCGGGCCCACUGUGGGGCCGGCGCCGGCCACUCUGCCGAGCGGGCCCACUGUGGGGCCGGCGCCGGCCACUCUGCCGAGCUGGGCCAAAAAGGGCAUCUGGUGGCCUUUCAUCAAGAAGCCAUAAGUAUGGGACUAGGAACCAUGCAGGAGUUCACUUGCAUCCAAGGUUUUGCUUUUUGCCUCUGCUUUAAAUAAAACUAUGAACUUUA